Molecule: messenger RNA, 2053 nt
Organism: Schizosaccharomyces japonicus yFS275
Lineage: Eukaryota; Fungi; Ascomycota; Schizosaccharomycetes; Schizosaccharomycetales; Schizosaccharomycetaceae
Product: atypical/ABC1/ABC1-B protein kinase
Exons: 3
Coding region: 129-1898 (589 amino acids)
Biological process (GO): lipid homeostasis; mitochondrion organization
Cellular component (GO): mitochondrial membrane; mitochondrial inner membrane
Source: RefSeq, a predicted model, not a curated record
CUCUUCUUUGGCAAUUAUCUCCAGACAUGUAUUUAGAGCUCUUAAUGAACCUUCCUCUGUAAUCUAAUAAAACUAUACACGCAUAAAUCUCCCUCUAUAUGAACUCAAAAGACUAAAGCACUUUAGAAAUGAAGUUUAUUACUGAAUUUUGUUUUUUCACAGGAGCCCAACAGUAUCAGUUUGUUACCAACACCAUUGUUAUUAAACCCCAAGAAAUCAUGUUUAGUAGGCUUUUUCGGCAUCAAUCGUUCAGAAAAAGCUUCUCGGAAAAUAUUAGAAGAUUCAGUUUUCGUUCAAGGUACAAUGGCUCCAACAGAACGCGAUUUUCCAGGAAGAACGUAACGGUUGGAGUAGGAGUCACCUUAGUUGCAUCUGCAGUGCUCGUAGACUUUGAUCCUAUAAAACAUGCAGGAGUCUCUUCAUUACGUGCUUAUCGUGUUGUAUAUACGGGAUUUGUUUGUUUCUCAGACUACAAAAAGGUCCUUACCGACAAGUACGAAACUCCCGAAGAUAGAAAACACGCACUUAGUCGCUGUCAUCUGCGAUGCGCAAAACGGACCCUAAAAGUGUUUGAAGAAAAUGGUGGCAUUUAUAUCAAAGUCGGCCAGCAUCUGUCCGUUAUGGACUACAUUAUUCCAAAGGAAUGGACUGAAACGUUAAUACCCUUACAAGACCAAUGCCCGAUGACUUCCGUCCAAGAUUUAGACAAGCUUUUUUUUAAGGACACGGGAAAGCACAUAGAUGAGUAUUUUGAAUACUUUGAUCCAAAACCCGUUGGCGUCGCAAGCCUCGCGCAAGUACACAAAGCAAAGCUUAAAAACAAUGGACAGCUCGUAGCCGUCAAAAUUCAACAUCCACCUGUAAGUGAGUUUUGUGCCUUAGAUCUUUCUAUGACACGUUGGGUUUUUAAAGCCAUCAAGUACUUCUUCCCAGACUAUAACUUGUUCUGGAUCUCCGAUGAGAUUGAAAAAACCUUGCCCCAAGAGCUUGACUUUACAAUGGAGGCUAAGAAUGCCCAACGCACUCGUGACCAUUUUGCGAAAAUAAAAACAGCACUUUACAUUCCUGAAGUGGUAUGGGCCGAUAAUAGAAUUUUGGUUAUGGAAUUCGUUAAAGGAUCCCGCAUUGAUGAUAUGAACUUUUAUGAUACUCACGACGUCUCCCGUGAACAAGUCUCGCUGGAGCUUUGUCACAUCUUUAACGAAAUGAUUUUUGGCAAGGGUGGCCAUUUACAUUGUGAUCCACAUGGCGGUAAUGUGUUUAUACGCGAGAAGCCAAAGCAUUCUUCUUCUCCUCGUAAUUUUGAAAUUGUGCUUCUUGAUCAUGGUCUUUAUCGCGAUAUCCCAUUGCAAUUACAAAGAGAUUACGCACGGAUGUGGUUGAGUAUCAUUAACUUUGACGAAACUAGUUUGCGAUAUUAUGCCAAAAAAGUCGCCAAUGUAGAUGAUGCAAAGUUCAGCAUCUUUGCUUCUGCUAUAACAGGUCGUGAUUACAAAGCCAUAAAGGAACACCGAAUUUCUAGUCGUCGUGGGCUUGAAGAAAGAGAUCGACUGCUAAAAGCUCUUGAUCAAACAGACUUGCUUGGUAAAAUCAUUCAAUUAUUAAGCGAUGUUCCACGUACUGUAUUACUUUUAAUGAAAACAAAUGACCUAGUGAGGUCAUUGGAUGACAACCUCCAGACUCGUUCUGGCCCCGAAAAACUGUUUCUUAUCAUGGCUCGAUACUGUCUACGUACAGUUCAUGAAGAAGACAUGGAGAAGAUUACUCAACAAAGUAAGCACCAGUAUUACCCUUCUACGAUCCUCAAAAAGCUUGGCUGCAGCGUUCGUUACUGGUUUGGGUGUUUACGAUAUCUUAUGCUCGAAAAUUACUUUUACUAUAAAAACUUGUACUUCUAAGUUGUUUGCUUUUUUUUGAAAUCCUAUUUAUCAAAAAGCCCAAGGGCCAACCCUAUUCCAUAACUAAUAUACAUUCUUUUCACCUUCCGUACACAUUUAUUGAAUUGCUCACUUGAAUGGCUGGAUGUCGCAUUUUCUCAUUCCAGCUCCCCAUU